AUGGCACCAUCCAAUGAUAUUAAUAUAUGUAUAAAAAUAUGCAAAGUUCUUUUAGCAAUGUAUAACUUAGUAACAAAUAUAUAUUCCAAUGAGACAGGGUUUAUUAUUAUUUUUUCAUUUAACAGAAUCCUUUUUGCUGUGCUCCACUACAUAGAAAGCGCUAAUUAUCUAUCUAAAAGAGAAGAUCUAACUCUUGUAUUACAAGAGGCAAGAACAACUUUAAAUAUUAUACAAUCUCAUCAAGCAAUUUUGUUUGCUUUUACUAUAUACUCUAUGCUAUGCAGGGAAAUAACAUAUAGAAAUACAAGGCAACUGGCGGGUGCUAUACUUGUAGAAAUGUUCGCUCUAUUUAUGUUUGAGAUUUUUGUAUAUAAUGCGCUUAUAGAAUAUAUUAAUUCAAGUGAUAUGGUAGGUAUACAAGAUUCUUACAUUCAUCUAUUUAUACUCUAUGUUUUAUCUUUUAUUUUUAUAAUAUCUAUAUACCUUUUAAUAACAUUCUAUUUUGCUAUUAAGCCUGUGCAUACUAUGUAUAAAGUAACAAAACGCAUGCGGUAUUUGUGGCAGGUGAUGAUAGGAGACAUCUUGUGUUUUAUAUUAUGCCUUUUUAUUCUAUUUGUAUAUGCCGGGAAUGUCUUUUGGAUGCUACAGCAGCCGUAUAGGUUUGUUUGUAGAUCUUUUCCAUCUUUAUAUAAAUGUACAUGA
This is a messenger RNA of Nematocida parisii ERTm1, 702 nucleotides long. RefSeq lists its product as uncharacterized. Bases 1 to 702 code for a protein of 233 amino acids. Lineage: Eukaryota; Fungi; Microsporidia. The record is from RefSeq and is a predicted model, not a curated record. The transcript has a single exon.